AUGGCGUGCGUGCACAUCAAUAGCUUUCCAGACGAGCUUCUAGCUGCGAUCUUCUGGCCCUCCAAGCUUCUCUCCUCACGCCUUGUUGACGAUGACGCUGUAUGGGCUUCAGUGCUGCCUUCCCCAAGGUUCCUUCGCGAAAACGCAGACGAGCCAUGUUACCAGCAGAACGAUAAAGUGUUUCCAGUUCCCGACUUACCUCCAGCUUUCGCCGACGCCGCGUACAAUCUUCUCCUCGCGUCGAUCUGCCGACGCUGGCGUCGCCUAGCCCAGCGCCACGUCUCCACACUCCUAGUUAAGAAAAACUGCGCCGUUUCUUGCGAGGACCUCGACGCGGCAGUAGAAUGCUUCCCUAACCUCACGCACCUCCACCUUAGCGACGGCAGCGCGCGGCCCAUCCACAACGCGUUCCUCGCUCGCCUCGCUGCCUCGUGCCCUAAACUGACGGCAUUCCACCUCGAGAAUGAGAUCGUGCAGAAUCAGGAGUACCAGCAGCCGGGAGAGAGAUUUCUCACGCGAGCUGGCUUCGAUUUUUUCUUUCGCCAGUGCACGCGACUGGAGCAUCUGUCGCUGGGCUGCCUGCAUAGUGACUUCGGGCUACCAGGUUCGAUUUACCAGCUCGUGCGUCUCCGAUCUCUCGCGCUUGCCGAUCUGUCCGCGUUAACGGCACCACAAGUCAAGGCUUUUUCCUCUCUUGCAGCUCUCUCCAUCAACACACUCAUUUGGGAUUACCAGGACCUGCAAAAUCUGACUCAGCUCGCAAGCCUCACGUGCCUUUCCGUGCCGAGAGAAGUCUUCUUAUCUUCAAGAGCCACACCUCCUCACCCGUUCUCGUUCGCACAUCUCUCCUCGCUCAGAUCGCUGGAUCUGGGGUAUGGCUGUCCGCAGUUCGAUGUGAUGUUCCCUUCAGACUCGCCCUGCAGCCUCCUCGAGCGGCUUUCGCUCAACCAGUGCGACGACCUUGCGAAUCUCCCCGACGACAUCAGCAAUCGCCUGCCAUCUCUUCGGGAGCUGAGCAUCAGCGAUUGUUUUAUGAAACAUCCCAAGCAGGUCACCUCCUUGAGCUGCCUGCGCAGCUUGAUCCUCUCCGGCUGCAGCUUCGUUGGCCUUCCUGACAGCCUCGGAGAGAUGCCCGCUCUGAAAACGCUCGUGCUGGACAAGCUCAGCCUCAACUUCCCUGCCUCGUGCAGCCGGCUGCAAUCCCUAGAGACGCUGGUGGUCUCAGAAUGCACGUCUUGUGACGAGUUGCGAGGCCCGCUCAAGUUUCCCACCUCACUCAAGACCCUGUGCCUCGCCGGCUCUCCCUUCCUGGUUCUUCCUGAUAACAUUGGAGAACUUAUCAACCUAGAGACCCUCUUUCUGAAUAUGUAUCGCACACGCCAUCAGCUGCCAUCCUCGUUCGUCCAACUGGCAUCGCUCACAAGGCUGGAGCUUCAGCAGUGCGAGCUGGCGGAGCUGCCAGAGGCCAUGGGGGAGCUGAGACGCCUGCGGGAGCUCUACCUCUUCUCGUGCUGGCGGAUCCAGAAACUCCCGGAGUCCCUGUCCCACCUCUGCAAGUUACAGCUCUCCAAGAGCCGCAUCCAAUCUCUUCCCUCUAACUUUGUGCGGCUGACCCGGAUGCAGGACCUCGACUUGCGGGACUGCAAGCAGCUGGAGGCUCUGCCAGAUGAUUUGGGAGAGCUGAAACUACUGGGUAGUCUGAAUACUGAUGGGUGUGACAAGUUGCAUGGAGAUUAA
Closterium sp. NIES-65 is the source of this 1737-nucleotide messenger RNA. The record is from the annotation of a GenBank genome assembly. NCBI's taxonomy places the organism in Eukaryota, Viridiplantae, Streptophyta, Zygnematophyceae, Desmidiales, Closteriaceae.